AUUUCAAAGCCGCUAAAGUAACAAGUAUCUUGCAGUUAUCCAUUCACUGAAGCGAAAAUAAAAACAUCGACACAAACACAAACACACACACAGAUUUUGUUUAUACUCUCAGAGCAGCGCGAAAAAGGGCCAUUGAAAAAAAAUAACCCAAAAACCCCACCAUGGAAUACCCCAACGGUGACCUUUACACGCUCGAAGCGAACCUGAUGAACAAGUCGCUGCGGGAACUAACAGAUGGCGCCGACAAGGAUCCCAUUACCAAGCUGCGACUGCUCUGCUUUAGCCGUGGCGCAACAGGCAUACUGGGAAUUGGCAGAGCCUUUCGGGCCAUGGACGAUGAUGGCAGCAAGGCGCUGAACGAGCAGGAAUUCAUUUCGGGCAUACGCGACACGGGCCUGGAUGUGACGGAUGAUGAGAUCCGCGAGAUGUUUAACACUUUUGAUGAAGAUGGCAGCGGCUCCAUUAACAUGACGGAGUUUUUGCUCAAACUGCGCCCUCCCAUGCCCGAGUGCCGUUUGGGCAUUAUCGAUCAGGCUUUUGACAAAAUGGAUCGCGAUGAUGACGGCGUCAUUACCGUGGCCGAUCUGAAGAGCGUUUACUCGGUGAAGGAGCACCCAAAGUACCAGAGCGGCGAGAUGAGCGAGGAUGAGAUACUCACAGACUUUUUGCACAACUUUGAGGGCGGUCGUGGAAACCUAGAUGGCAAGAUUACACGCGAGGAAUUUAUCAACUAUUAUGCCACCAUCAGCGCCUCAAUCGACAACGAUUUGUACUUUGAUCUGAUGAUGCGACGAGCCUAUGCCAUGUAGCUGAAUGCUUGCAGACAGAGUGCCAGCAGCACCACUUAAAUCUCAAUAGCUUUUGCUUUAAU
This is a messenger RNA of Drosophila subobscura, 871 nucleotides long. RefSeq names its product calcyphosin-like protein. Bases 162 to 809 code for a protein of 215 amino acids. The record is from RefSeq and is a predicted model, not a curated record. The transcript is spliced from 6 exons. Gene Ontology annotation, molecular function: calcium ion binding. Lineage: Eukaryota; Metazoa; Arthropoda; Insecta; Diptera; Drosophilidae.